UCAAAAUCGGUCCAGCCRUUUAGGAGCAGUUCAUUUACAAACACACGGUCAGAAGAUUUAUAUAUAUAAAGAUUGCUACACUAAGAUAAGAGUAUUGGCUGUAGUUUUGUAAUUACGGCAAUGGAAAAUUACCAAAGUGGCGUGAUAAGCAUGGUGUUAUCGGUUGUUGCUGUGCAGUGCUGUUUCGUUAUGUGGGCAUUAGAUCGAGGAAUUUUUUAAAUUAUAUGAUAAUAGCAAUACUAACAAGAAGAAUACAGAAUGAUUUUUAAUACAUCAAUUUUUCAUUUCGUACGGAAUAAACUUUAAAUUCGGUUUUAUAAUUUAUUUCAUACCACGUAAUCAAAAGUACAGUUCUCCUUUGUAUAUUUAAGAUUUUUAGGAAAUGACUAUUUUUCCUCUAAUAACAGUCUUACUGACCCAUUACUCUACUCUGGCCUCUACUUUAAUCUGAAAUUAUAUUCAAGUAAAAUUAAUUAUUAAAACUACCGUUUUUUGAUAAUGUUUUACUACGUUAAUGUUACUUGUCGUCCCGAGCAAGUUCACAACUGCAGUGUAGCUAACAUCUCUGUUUUUUCGCUAGCGAUAUCAUGCAUUGAAGGUUUUAAUGGAGGACUGCCUCAGCUGUUUCUAAUGGAAGUAAGAAACAUGUACUCCAAAGUCUAGUCACUGAAGACGGCGUUCCAUUCAAUGUGCUUAAUUCAAAUAAUAUGCGCAAUAUAAUUGAUCCUAUAUGUCAAGGUCUUAAAGACAAAAGUGGAAAAAAUUUCAUACUAAAUGGAAGCAAGUGUAAAGCUGUACUAGAGGAAGUAGCAGCGAAUAUUAAGCUCGAAAUACAUG
Molecule: messenger RNA, 837 nt
Organism: Bactrocera latifrons
Lineage: Eukaryota; Metazoa; Arthropoda; Insecta; Diptera; Tephritidae
Molecular function (GO): protein dimerization activity
Source: RefSeq, a predicted model, not a curated record